Messenger RNA from Coccinella septempunctata (seven-spotted ladybird), 1701 nucleotides. RefSeq lists its product as uncharacterized. The record is from RefSeq and is a predicted model, not a curated record. Lineage: Eukaryota; Metazoa; Arthropoda; Insecta; Coleoptera; Coccinellidae. The transcript has 2 exons. The coding region runs from base 1 to 1701 and encodes 566 amino acids.
AUGGGUUUCUACGAUGAGAUGAAGAACACCUAUGGAGAGGUAACAGUUAGAGACCUCAAAUCUUGGGCGAACCUGAACACCAGAUUGGCAAAAGCAAGAUGCAGAAGGAACUUCCUACUCAGAUGCCGAUCAACUGGCGUCAUUCCAAGACACAUCAAGCAGAACAUUAAAUGUAUUAACAAUUUGAUAGGCGACAACACAGGGGACAACAGAAGAGCUCUCGCACUGAGCAAUAAGGUAUCUUCUACUCUGCUCAAUCUUGAAAUAUCGGUCACUAUCAGAAAGAUCAACUCGCUGCAUGCAGGCAUUAAGCAUAUCCGUGAAAGAUUGAUCCUUGUUCUUCCUAUACGUAUUAUAUCCAUUUUUGAACAGACUCAGUCUAGGUCCUCAGAUAGGAUCACUGUCUUUUCCACCAACGUUCUCAAACGCAAGUUUGAUUCCUUGAUUGAUAAAUCCAUCUCGGAUCUGAAAGUUAAAGAUUCGUGGUUUGCCAAUUUAACAGAUCAUGUUUUCCCACGGGACAUUAAACAUUUGCUUAGUCUUGGUCCCAAGUUUGCCCAUUCUGUCCCCUCUAAUAUUUUGUCAAUUAAAUCUUUAUUGGCUGACUCCGAGUAUCUUGUGAGGUUGGCUCCACAGGAAUCGCAGGACUUACUCCGGGCUAAAUCUACCAAUGCCAUCACCAAUUUCAUCCACCAGGCUUGGAAGAAGAAUAACCCACAAUACGGACUCUUUUGCAAGACAAAAAGGUUCCUGAAGGACAAUGAUGACAUCGUCAUAACGAUGGCAGAUAAGGGCAAUGUCACAGUAGCCAUCACAAAGCAACAAUAUGAAGAGAAGCUCUUGAAUAUCGUCGAGGACACCAACGUUUAUAAGAAAUUAAACUCAGACCCCACAUCGAGGUAUCAGACAAAGAACAACAGCCUUGUCAAGGAUCUCAAAGACCAAGCAUACAUCAGUGCCACCACGGCGAGACAAUUGAAUAACUACAAAGGCAUUUCUCCCACUAUCUACGGUCUACCAAAGAUCCAUAAAGAGGGAACUCCUCUCAGACCUAUCGUCUCCACCAUUAAAUCCCCAACAAGUGAACUUAGCAAGUUUGUCGCCGACAUCCUCAAGUCAGCUUUCAAGGACGACUUCCACACUUGGGCAGUCAAAGAUUCUUUCGAUUUUGCGGAGAAGGUCAACAAUUUGCAGAUUCCUCCAGACCAUGAGAUCCUCUCGUUGGAUGUUAUCAGUCUUUUCACCAAUAUUUCCUGGGAGUUAACGGAGAAGAUAAUAGUGGACAAUUGGAGCAGGAUUGAGGCCGUCACGAAUAUUCCUAGGCCUAAAUUUGUUAACCUAUUGAAGUUCCUGUUCGAUUCCAACUAUUUUAAAUAUAAAGGUGAAUUUUACUCUCAAAUCUUUGGGUGCCCGAUGGGCAGCAUCCUCAGCCCAACUUUGGCAGCUCUGGUGAUGACGGUGUUGAUCGGUUACUGCCUUAGCAAACUAUCCUUCAUUCCGGCAUUCUUGUUCCAGUAUGUUGAUGACAUUAUAUUGGCCAUUCCUUCAAAUAUGAAAGAAGAACUCCUAAGGAUCUUCAACUCCUUCAACCCACAUAUACAGUUCACCAUAGAAGAAGAGAAAGACAGAUUUGUCCCAUUCCUGGAUACCAAAAAAGCCGACCAGCUCAGGAAGAUAUGUCCACUUCAAUUCAAGCCAUGA